UUUUUUUCUAAGAAAUUUUUUUAUUUCCUACUAAAGAUGUAUCGGAAGUUGUCUAAGUUAGAACACUCGGAAAUAAAACAACUUCUUACAGAAGCUAACAUAGAUGUUGCAAAACAUUACGCGACAAACAAAAAAGCACUCGCUGACUUCAUUAAAGACUACAAUGGUGAAAUAACUUAUGAUAGAAUUCAUGAGUUCAUAAAGCCGCAACGCGGCGAGGACGAAGUCCAUGCAAGAGCAUUUCCUUUAAAUGAUGUUGCUAUUGACUUAUAUCAUAGACGUUCAGUACCUCAUGAAGUAAGAAGAGAAAUGUUUGACAUAACAAAUGCAAACGUUGGUCAUACUCGUAAAGCUCUUUCGCAUGAUGUUCGUCAAGAGAUGUUUGACAUAACAAAUGCAAACGUUGGUCAUACUCGUAAAGCUCUUUCGCAUGAUGUUCGUCAAGAGAUGUUUGACAUAACAAAUGCAAACGUUGGAGAAACACGAAAGAGAGACGACACACUGAAACAACAGAGAAGAGAGAUGUUUAAAAGUGCUAUAGAACAAGUUCGCAAAGCUAACGAUGUCAUUCGUUCCAUUGACGACAAACCAAAAGAAGGUGAGAGAUGGUUAAAGAAAGAUGAAGAGAAUAGGAAGAGAAAUGUGAAGUCAGGCAAUAGACUCAUUGACUUUAACAUCGAAGCUUUAGAUGAACCAAACAGAGACUAUUUACACAAACAUUUCGGUAAGGUUUUCAUGAGACUCUUAGAGAAGAUUAAAAUAAACUCCCAACAAAGAUGGAUGGUAUGUUAUAAACUUGGUGGAAAGUAUGAAUGUUCUACGUUAAACCUCAAUAAUAUUGGAACAUUACUACAUCAGCUCUUGAAGGAGAACUUUAUAUCAGAGAUAGAAGCAAAUGCUGCAGGUAUUGUUGAAAUGCACUAUGACUUCUUCUUGACAAACAUAAAGAAUCUUACCGAAAUAAAGAUGUAUGAUUUAACAGAAUAUGAAGGCUUAACGAUGUCAGAUGUAAAGAAAGGCAAACCAAAAAAGAGACCAUAUAGAGAUGAAAGCACACUGACAAAUGACCAGAAAGCCAUUUUGGAAGCUCUUAAGCAAACAGGAAACCCAGCACUUAUAGAAAGCUUUUGGAAAGAUAAUGGUGAAAAGAAGUUUUAUAAGAAGAGAAGCGGUCAGUUCUGGAAGUAUCUUUGCACAUUACCUAUAAAUCUUGAACGCUACCAAAUCUUCAAUGAACUGAACAAAAGAACUGCAGCACUUAUGACAGAAGACAAUUGUUUCGUUUAUGCUUGCAUUCAGGCUGGAGUAAAUGAAGAAACUAUUGACCACAUGAGAGAAGUCAUUCGUGUUAGAGACUUUCCUCAAAGUAAAGUACAAGAAAUUUCUGACGCAACAGGUAUAGCAUUUAAUGUUACCAUUGGUUACUUCAAUGACUCAAGACAUAAUGAAAUAAAGAGAUACAUACCAAAAGAAUGUGAAACUGUUCGAACUAUUGACUUACUUCUUGUUGAAGACCACUACAUGCUAAAUGAAAGAUUACCAAUGACAACAUAUUUCAUUCGCAACUAUAUAGAAAUCUUGAAGGAGUGUGGUGGAAUGAACAUUGAGAAACAGAUGAAGAUUUAUACAAAGAGAGAAGAUAAAUAUGUAGUUCGCAUGGAUAGAACUACACCGCUAUGGGAUGUUA
This is a messenger RNA of Trichomonas vaginalis G3, 1687 nucleotides long. Its product is annotated as organellar and viral DNA polymerase type B. The transcript has a single exon. The annotation marks the transcript as partial. The record is from RefSeq and is a predicted model, not a curated record. NCBI's taxonomy places the organism in Eukaryota, Parabasalia, Trichomonadida, Trichomonadidae.